This is a messenger RNA of Enhydra lutris kenyoni (northern sea otter), 689 nucleotides long. RefSeq names its product family with sequence similarity 163 member A. NCBI's taxonomy places the organism in Eukaryota, Metazoa, Chordata, Mammalia, Carnivora, Mustelidae. The record is from RefSeq and is a predicted model, not a curated record.
GACUGAACCGUCGCUGUCCCAGCUGUUUUGCGUCUCUGUUCCCAUUAUUGUCUUGCAGGUCUCUGUUCCCGUCACUGAACAGUUUGAUGGGGUGUCGGGCGGAUGACAGCGGGAACAGUUGUGAUCACUGGCGGAAUCCUAGCUACAGUCAUCCUCCUCUGCAUCAUUGCCGUCUUGUGCUACUGUAGGCUCCAGUACUACUGCUGCAAGAAGAGCAGAGCCGGAGAUGCAGACGAGGAGGAGGAGGAGCGCGACCUGCCCCCACACCCCAGAGGCCCCAGCUGUAAUGCCUGCAGCUCCCAAGCCCCCGAUGGCCGAGGCGGCCUGGCGCCUCUCACCAGCGAGCCCUGCGGCCAGCCGUGCGGGGGGGCGGCCGGCCACUGCACUGCCUGCUCCCCAUACAGCUCCCCCUUUUACAUACGGACGGCUGACAUGGUGCCCAAUGGGGGCGGAGGGGAGAGGCUCUCCUUUGCUCCUACAUACUACAAGGAAGGGGGACCCCUGCCCCUCAAGUUGGCAGUGCCCCAGAGUUACCCGGUGACGUGGCCAGGCUCUGGGCGUGAGGCCUUCACCAAUCCAAGGGCUAUUAGUACAGACGUGUAACCCCCUUCACCCCUGACCCCUCCACAUACCUACCCACGCUGCUGUCCCGCUGCUGUACCGGCAGGAACACCAGGGAGCAGCGGGGG